Anopheles bellator is the source of this 2090-nucleotide messenger RNA. Its product is annotated as cellular tumor antigen p53-like. Bases 308 to 1453 code for a protein of 381 amino acids. Gene Ontology annotation, biological process: apoptotic process; regulation of transcription by RNA polymerase II. The record is from RefSeq and is a predicted model, not a curated record. Gene Ontology annotation, cellular component: nucleus. The transcript has 3 exons. Lineage: Eukaryota; Metazoa; Arthropoda; Insecta; Diptera; Culicidae. Gene Ontology annotation, molecular function: DNA-binding transcription factor activity, RNA polymerase II-specific; RNA polymerase II cis-regulatory region sequence-specific DNA binding.
UCUCGAAGUGGAAUAUUUUUGUGGAGUUAUUUUGAAUUGCGUUGUUUCGUAAGUAGCAUUAUUGUCCGAAAAGAGUGUUGUCCGAAACGAGUAUUGCCUUCCAGUGAUUGAUUUAGUGUCGUAUACCGUCAAAUGAGUUAACUAUCAAAGAGAUUCCAAAAAAAGCCGUGACGCUUUCAGUCAUGUAUUUACAUGUUUAAAUGUUUGUUAUGUUGCACACCGGUCGUGCGACAUGUGAUAAUAGAAUUCUGUUCACAGCUGUUGAAAUUAAACUGAGUGGCAAUUAGCUUGGGAGGUAGAGAUAAUAAUGUCUUUUUCCUGCGAAAUCGACGAUGCGAUCGCGGAGGAGGAUAUAUUCGCCGGAAGCGGAUAUUCGCAACAACUUCGAGAUUUUGACAGUGAAACCAUCGAGCACAAUGCACUAGCGUUGGCUGCCCAAGUUAACGACGAUACCUUUUCGCUUGCGCCCUUGAGUCAGGAUUCAUUUAACGGGCCAGAUAGCAUGCUUCAGUUACGGAGCUCGCAGGACCCGAAAGGUAAAUACCCGUUAGUGGAAGAACUCUCUACCAAUGGUGUACAUUUUUCGGUCGAACUGCCCGGUACCGAAGGAUCAGGCUGGGUGUAUUCGAACAUUGCAAAUAAACUGUUCGUUAAAAUUGAUAGCUUUUGCUCUUUCGCUGUCAAUAUGAGCCCGAAGUUGAUCGGACAAGAUUGGCAGGUGCGUGCCAUGUUGCUAUCGAGCGUACCAGACUCUUACCACGAGCCCAUCCAGCGAUGCCCCAAUCAUCGGGCGAAAGAUGACGAGAAAUACAAGGACAUAAGCAUGCAUGUAAUACGGUGCACGGACAAGCUGUCUCGUUAUGUUGGACAUGAUGGUGGGACGUUAUUCGAAGAACGCUGCGCGGUGUUAGUUCCACUGGAAAAGGACAACCAACACGUUAUGGUUACGCUGCAGUUCGUAUGCCAAAAUACGUGCUUCAAGCAGAUCCGAAAAACGGCUAUCGUAUUCACGCUCGAGGAUCCCAUCGGCUGCGUUUGGGGACGCCGAGUGUUUGCGGUGAAAAUUUGCACCAACUUUCGGCGGGACAUGCUGAACGAGGAAAAGGUGUUACGUCACGCCAAUGUGUCCAACACCCUCACAGUCCAAACUGCCGCCAAUCGGCCACGUAAACGCGCACGAGGAAAACAUGGAGGCAAAAGCGCCGAAUCAAUCGUGCCGAAAAGAGAGCGGCUCCAAAUCCAGCCGUGCACGGUAAGCCUGGAGAUGCCCAGCAUGCGAAUGGCGAAGCGGGUGCAUGAUUACGCGAUCGGAAUGAUUUCGGCGGCGGUUCUACGGGCAAAUAGCGAUGAGCAAAAGGCGCAACUGAUGGGGUACCUCGAAAGGAUACGCCAAGAUAGUCGGUCGCAUUUCAUAGGCAACAGUCAAUGUAGCAUCGAAAGCGACAUUCUAUAGCAGGCUGUGCCAAUGUCUGACAAAGAGAGAGGAAACAAUAAUUCAUCAGUAGUUUUCGUACUAAUGAUCUUUUCAUCUUUUUUAAACUGUAUUUUGAUCAUAUUUCAUUAUUGCUACAAACCAUUGCGUUUUUAUAAAGUUGACAACUCAGUGAGAGUACAAAGUGGAAAUAAGAACUAUCAAGAGCCAGUGACAUCAGUGUGGCACACGUAGGCAGUGGUACCUAAUAAGAAGAAGCUAGAGUUAAAACAUGUGGAAUGUAACCCGGUAAGACCAAUGUGCAACUUGUAACUGACGGCAAUGGCUACCUUAAGAACCACCUUUCUACUGGAGGUGUGCAUUAUACGUAAUUUAAGCAAGCAGUCCUUCACAUUUAUUUGCGUAUUACUUUCCGAAUUUAUUCACUAGAAUAUGUUGCAUUACUAUCUUAAUAGACGAAACUUAACACUAAGCUUACACAAUGAUCACCCUGUGUUAAACAGAAAACUAACGCAUAAAAUGAAGUGAAACGAAAUGUGAAGCAAUCUGAAUUGUCCCGGAAGAAAUAGUUUAAUCGAUGAAUGUUGAAUUCUUUGUUGAACUGUUGCGCGAUCUUGUGAUUGCAAUAUUUGUCUAUAAAUAAAGUUUUUUUUUGCAU